UAAGAUGGGGAUGAGCUAUCUUCCCUACUGUGGCUUUAAGCUGAUAUUAAUUACCUAACAAUUUGUGCUCAGGCAGUGCUUAAUAUGUAAUGAAAGAGGUGCAAGGGCUCAAGCAAUUUUUUUACUUUCAUAAGUGAGGCAGCAAGCUCAGAGGGGGGCUAUGACCGGCCAAGCCUAGAGGUGCGAGGCUCAGCGCCGGCACAAAUUAAGUACUGUGCCCAGGUCACUUCAGAGAACCAGUACCUUUGGCGCGAUGGCGAUGACGCUGAGCACAAGUUCCCUCACUGCAAUGAACCAAAAACGGGGUUAAUCACUUUAACCCUUCCCCUGCACAUUCUCCCCUGUUUGUAUCUCCCUUGAAACCUUAACUCCCAAGGGUCCCUUCCCCCUGCCGAGCGUUCUGGGAAACGUACUAGUUAAGGGAACACUUAGGCGUCCCAUUAGGUACUGGGAAUGAAUUCAAGGGUGGAGGGUCGACCUUCCCCCAGCGCCGCUGGUGGUGGCUGUGGUCGAGCGCGUUCUCCCUUCCUGGCGUUCCGCGCUCGCCUCCGCCUUUGACAGUCACGUCUGCAGCGCGAAGGCUCCCUGGUGUCUCUGGGCUAGCACGGAAGGCUGCUGACGCUGAGGCGGGAGGGGUAUCAUGCCCCUUGCCCUUGAAGCCUCGGGCAAUGCCGUCUCCGGAGCAAGGCCAGCCCUGGCUUGGUCGCAGGUGCGGUGCAGAGGCGCUGCCCCGCGAGCCGCAGCGGGGCCGCCUUCUGGAACGUGGGCGGCGGCGUCACAAAGGCGCCCACGCCAGAGCGGCCCCGGCGCAGCAGGGGCCGGGCGGGGAGAGUCGUGGGGGAGCUGCAGCCGCCAUGGUCUCCGUCGGGACCAACACGAACCUCAAAGGGUUUGUUCACUGCCAUUUGCCAAAGCUUUCACACAAACAUGGGAUGAUUCCAGUACAUUAUGUGAUGCCCUGGAAAGAAGACAUGAAGAACAGGAAAUUCACUUUAAAGCAUGCAGAUGUUGUUGGAAUAUAUACUGGUGCCACAGAAGAUAGUCUGUUUCUGGAGCACAGGGAAAGACUUUGCCAUGGAGAAGAAAGAAAACACAUACGGGAGAAAAUUCCUCAGGAAAUGCUGAUUGCAGAUAUUCCCAUACAUUCUCAUCUCUCCAGAUACCAGAAGUCUGUGAUUGCUCAUGGAUGGAGGAUGAAACUCUGAUCUGCUUUUUCCCUCAAUACACUCAUGUUUGAGCUGUGUAGGCUACGAGGUUUAAAUCUGCUGCAAGAAAACACAGUGUGAUGCAUUUUUUUUCUUUAAAAUAGAAUUAACAUGUUUUUAAAGCUGAUUAGAUGUUCUAUUUGAAAUGAAAAAUAAUUUCUGUCUGCAAUUUGACCUGCAUAUUUUUGAUUAGGGAAGAGAGAAUCUCAAAAGUUUCAGACUUCCCAGUUUGAUUUAGAUAAGCAUCCAAAUGUCUCUAUGAUGCUUAUCUGAAGUUUAUACAAACCUUUGGACUCUACUCAGCUUUCCACCACCAUCUCCAAGAGACUGGUAUCAACCCCACUCCUUAUCCUCUAUUGUUUUCUUGGAGAGAGUCCCACUGGCUGCCUACCUGCCCUCCUACAUCUUCUGAGGGUGACUAGCUAGCUUCACUCUCCUGGCUCUUCAGGAGGAAGCUGGCUGUUCACUUCCCCCUUCCUUGUUUAGGUGAUAGUUGCAUUCCUCCCCCUACCUCAAAUGUGUGGGAAGAUACUUUCUAUUAGGCAGGUAGCAACAUCAGGAUCUGGAAAUUCUCCAACUCAUACUGUUGCAGCUGUUGCACUUGACUCAGCUCUAGGUCUGAAUUGUUCUGAAGUAAUCUAUAGUAAAAAGAAAUUCCCAUUAUUGGCUGAAGAAGGAAUUCCGGGUUUACAGAGCCACUGAGAUCAUGGGGAAGUAAAGGAGACAAAAUCUGGAGAAAUACUAAAGGGCCAUCAAUCAAAAUAGGUGCUGAAAGGCUAAACAAAUAUAAAUGGAAAUAAAUAAAAUAUAUAAAUGAGAACAGUUGAUUCCAGUCAUACAGGAGCUCUCUGUAUGGAAUCAAUUCCACUUGUCAAUCAAGAACAGAUGCCAUUAAAAUGAUUUAAUUGAAUUUUGCACUAUAAUGGCUCUUUAUUCACAAUUGCUUAUUCUGAAAAUGCCACAGGUUCAAACUCCAGAGGGUGAGCAAUGAGGAAAAACAGAAAAUGAAAAACCUUUUAAAUUUAAAAGCUGCUAAGUAUUUAUAGAUGUUCUGGGAUACAGAACACACUUUCCGCGUAACCGGUUUUGUUUAUAUUUCACAUCCUCUGAAAGGAAGACAAUUAAGAAAUUUUUGGCUUGUCAUUUUUAUAUGCUAAUAACAUUUUUUUAAAAAAUAAAUUGGCACAUAAUUUAAAAAUAUUGCUCUCUUCACAAAUGCACUUUAUUUCAAAUUGUGAUUAAAUGUAACACUAUAACACUUUCUCCUCUGGGUUGAAGAGGAUCCCUCCACCCCUGACUAGAUCAAAAGCAGAAAGGAGCUGUCUUCAAAGCCUAAGUACUUAUAAAUUAAACUAUAAAGUCACCAUGAGCAAAUGAGCAGUAGAGUUUCAAGAACAUUUUUAUACAUAGUUAAAAUGUGCUCAGUAUUUUGUGUCUAGAAAUAUUAAUCACAAAUUAGUGUUUUUC
Molecule: messenger RNA, 2672 nt
Organism: Chelonia mydas (Green sea turtle)
Lineage: Eukaryota; Metazoa; Chordata; Testudines; Cheloniidae
Gene: SPMIP10
Product: testis expressed 43
Exons: 3
Coding region: 669-1205 (178 amino acids)
Source: RefSeq, a predicted model, not a curated record